Molecule: messenger RNA, 3019 nt
Organism: Manis javanica (Malayan pangolin)
Lineage: Eukaryota; Metazoa; Chordata; Mammalia; Pholidota; Manidae
Gene: HGS
Product: hepatocyte growth factor-regulated tyrosine kinase substrate
Biological process (GO): endocytic recycling; receptor internalization
Cellular component (GO): early endosome
Molecular function (GO): ubiquitin binding; phosphatidylinositol binding; metal ion binding
Source: RefSeq, a predicted model, not a curated record
UGCCCGCCGGGAAGGCGGAAGCGGAAGUCGGGGGCGCGCAGGCUCUAAAUACGGAACGUCGCGGCGUCGGGUCCGGGUCCGGGGUCGCCAUGGGGCGCGGCAGCGGCACCUUCGAGCGUCUCCUAGACAAAGCGACCAGCCAGCUCCUGCUGGAGACUGACUGGGAGUCCAUCCUCCAGAUCUGUGACCUGAUCCGCCAGGGGGACACGCAAGCAAAAUAUGCUGUGAGUUCCAUUAAGAAGAAAGUCAAUGACAAGAACCCACAUGUGGCCUUGUAUGCCCUGGAGGUCAUGGAGUCCGUGGUGAAGAACUGUGGCCAGACAGUUCAUGACGAGGUAGCCAACAAGCAGACCAUGGAGGAGCUGAAGGAGCUGCUGAAGAGGCAGGUAGAAGUGAACGUCCGAAACAAGAUCCUGUACCUGAUCCAGGCCUGGGCGCAUGCCUUCCGGAACGAGCCCAAGUAUAAAGUAGUCCAGGACACGUACCAGAUCAUGAAGGUGGAGGGACACGUCUUCCCAGAGUUCAAGGAGAGCGACGCCAUGUUUGCUGCAGAGAGAGCGCCUGACUGGGUAGAUGCCGAGGAGUGCCACCGGUGCAGGGUGCAGUUCGGGGUGGUGACCCGCAAGCACCACUGCCGGGCGUGCGGCCAGAUCUUCUGCGGCAAGUGCUCCUCCAGGUCCUCCACCAUCCCCAAGUUUGGCAUCGAGAAGGAGGUGCGCGUGUGCGAGCCCUGCUUCGAGCAGCUGAACAAGAAAGCAGAAGGAAAGGCCUCCACAGCAGAACUGCCCCCGGAGUACCUAACCAGCCCACUGUCGCAGCAGUCCCAGCUGCCCCCCAAGAGGGAUGAGAGCGCCUUGCAGGAGGAGGAGGAGCUGCAGCUGGCCUUGGCCCUGUCGCAGUCAGAGGCCGAGGAGAAGGAGAGGGUGAGACAGAAGUCUGCGUAUGCUGCGUACCCCAAGGCAGAGCCUGUGCCCGUGGCCUCCUCGGCACCCCCUGCCAGCAGCCUGUACUCAUCGCCAGUGAACUCGUCGGCACCUCUGGCUGAGGACAUCGAACCUGAGCUUGCCCGGUACCUCAACCGGAACUACUGGGAGAAAAAGCAGGAGGAAGCACGGAAGAGCCCCACCCCGUCUGCACCGGCGCCCCUCGCGGAGCCCGCCGCCCUGCCCGGGGAGGGGCACGCAGCCCCCUCGAACACAGUGGAGAAUCCCCCCCCAGAGACAGAGUCUCAGCUCCUGACCCCCUCUGGUGGCCCCUUUGGUGAGCAGCAGUACCAGAAUGGGGAGUCGGAGGAGAACCACGCACAGUUUCUGAAGGCUCUGCAGAACGCUGUCACCACCUUUGUCAACCGCAUGAAGAGCAACCACGUGCGAGGCCGCAGCAUCACCAACGACUCGGCCGUGCUCUCCCUCUUCCAGUCCAUCAAUGGCAUGCACCCCCAUCUGCUCGAGCUGCUCAACCAGCUGGAUGAGCGCAGGUUGUACUAUGAGGGGCUGCAGGACAAGCUGGCGCAGAUCCGCGAUGCCCGGGGGGCACUCAGCGCCCUGCGGGAGGAGCACCGGGAGAAGCUGCGCAGGGCGGCCGAGGAGGCUGAGCGCCAGCGCCAGAUCCAGCUGGCCCAGAAGCUGGAGGUCAUGCGUCAGAAGAAGCAGGAGUAUCUGGAGGUGCAGAGGCAGCUGGCCAUCCAGCGCCUGCAGGAACAAGAGAAAGAACGGCAGAUGCGCCUGGAGCAGCAGAAGCAGACCAUCCAGAUGAGGGCCCAGAUGCCGGCCUUCCCCCUGCCCUAUGCCCAGCUUCAGGCCAUGCCCGCAGCCGGAGGCGUGCUCUACCAGCCCUCUGGCCCCGCAAGCUUCCCUGGCACCUUUAGCCCAGCAGGCUCAGUGGAGGGCUCCCCCAUGCACACCGUGUACAUGAGCCCACCAGCACCGGCCACCAGCGGGCCCUACCCCAGCAUGCCCGGGGCUGGAGCAGAUCCCAGCAUGGUGAGUGCCUACAUGUACCCAGCAGGGGCCGCGGGCGCUCAGGCAGCCCCCCAGGGCCCAGCAGGGCCCACCACCAGCCCAGCCUACUCAUCCUACCAGCCUGCUGCUACCCAGGGCUACCAGAAUGUGGCCUCCCAGGCCCCACAGAGCCUGCCAGCCAUCUCCCAGCCUCCACAGUCCAGCACCAUGGCUUACGUGGGGAGUCAGUCGGUGUCCAUGGGCUACCAGCCCUACGGCAUGCAGAAUCUCAUGACCACCCUCCCCAGCCAAGAUGCGCCUCUGCCGCCCCCGCAGCAGCCCUACCUCUCGGGGCAGCAGCCCCUGUAUCAGCAGAUGGCGCCCUCCAGUGGCCCUCCCCAGCAGCAGCCCCCCGUGGCCCAACAGCCACCGGCACAGGGGCCACCAGCACAGGGCAGUGAAGCCCAGCUCAUCUCCUUCGACUGACCCAGGCCUGGAGCUCACCGGCCAGAGUAACACUAGGUUUCUCCGAACCACCACCUCCGUCUCUAACUAGUGCCAUCCUUCUGCCCCCCUUUGUCCUCUCCUCACCAUGUGGUGUCCCUGCUCCAUGUGAAUGGGGUGGUUCUUCACCCCAGCUCCCGUCCUUUCUGUCCUUGCCUGCUGCCUCCAUGUCCCCAAGGCCCCAAUGUGCACUGUCCCUGUCUCUGUGAGUUGGUCUCUGACUUCCUUCUCCGGGGCUGUGUCUCGGGGAGGAGGGUAAGAGGGAAAGACCUUCUGUGAGAGGAAGCCCCCAGCCCCACGUUGGCCAUUCUAGGGCUAGCUGGAGUGGGAGCUCCUCUGCCCUCACAGCCCGCAGCGUCCAUCCCCACCUGUGCGUCCUCAGGGCCUGUGGUCUGUGACUGGCGUGUGCGCUCCCCAGAGCCCCCCCAUGCGGCCCCAGGCUGUCAGCAGCAGCACUCCUGGCCUUCACAGAAAGGGGGGCUUUGUCUCCAGCGUCUCUGCUUCUGAACUUCAUUCAUCCAGUCCCCUGAGUAGAUGGAAUGGAACACUGAUAAUAAAAUGUCUUUCAGCAAGUG